GUUCCAGCAGUGGUUCGGUCUGAUACUACUCCAUGGUUACAGCCCUCAUCACCAGAGAUUCGAGACCUGUUCAUAGGACCGUGGUAGAAUGAUAGAAAUGGCGCCAAGUUCUGAUGUUAAUUUUGUUACUUAUUUUAAAAAUCAUAAUAAAGUGCGAGAACAACAAAGUCAUACAGCAAAAGUUCACAGCGUUGGAUGGAGUUGCGAUGGAAAGUAUUUAGCUUCUGGUUCUUUUGACAAAUGCGUUUGCGUUUUUUUACUUAGCACCGAUCGUCUGAAACAAGAAACCACAUUUCGUGGUCAUCUCGGAAGUGUUGAUCAACUUUGUUGGCACGCUUUUCAUCCAGAGUUAUUAUCGACAGCGAGUGGUGAUAAGACAGUGCGAAUAUGGGAUAUGAGAUCUCAAAAAUGUACAGCAAAUAUUGGAACCAGAGGUGAAAAUAUAAAUAUUUCCUGGUCUCCAGAUGGAAAUACGAUAGCUGUUGGAAAUAAGGAAGAUCUUGUCACGUUUAUUGAUGCCAGAGCACAGAAAAUUAGAGCUGAGGAGCAGUUUAAUUUUGAAGUGAACGAGAUUUCUUGGAAUAAAGACUCUGACACAUUUUACUUGACCAAUGGACAAGGUUGUGUACACAUUUUAAGUUAUCCAGAUUUGGAAUUACUUCAUGUAAUCAAGGCUCAUCCGGGUACAUGUAUUUGUAUUGAAUUUGAUCCUACUGGGCGAUAUUUUGCAACAGGAUCAGCUGACGCUCUUGUAUCUCUUUGGGAUGCCGAAGAAUUGUGCUGUUUGAGAACUUUUUCAAGACUGGAAUGGCCAGUGAGAACAAUUUCUUUCUCCUACGAUGGAAUGCUCCUUGCUGCAGCAUCCGAAGAUCUUGUAAUUGAUGUUGGAGAAGUUGAAACAGGAGAAAAAAUAACUGAUAUUCCUGUAGAGGCUGCAACAUUUACUGUAGCAUGGCAUCCCAAACAGUAUUUAUUAGCUUACGCUUGUGAUGAUAAAGAUACAUACGACAGGAAAAGAGACGCUGGAAGUUUAAAAGUAUUUGGAUUUCCAAAUGAAUAAAAAAGUGCCAUUUAUUGUAAGAAGUAACAUAUAAGUAUAACGGUUAGAAUUUAUAAGUUAAAAUAUAGUGGAAACUAUACAUUCUUUUAAUUUGCAAUUUUGAAAGAAAAAUUUCCCAAAAUUAAUUAUUUUCUCAUGUAAAUAAUUUUGAAUUUUACAGUUUAAUAAAAAUAUAUAAAUUAAUAAAA
Molecule: messenger RNA, 1248 nt
Organism: Leptopilina boulardi
Lineage: Eukaryota; Metazoa; Arthropoda; Insecta; Hymenoptera; Figitidae
Gene: tex
Product: THO complex subunit 3
Exons: 3
Coding region: 89-1060 (323 amino acids)
Biological process (GO): mRNA export from nucleus
Cellular component (GO): THO complex part of transcription export complex
Molecular function (GO): protein binding
Source: RefSeq, a predicted model, not a curated record